CCAGAGUUGGUGCGAGAAUACGCCACAAUCUUCUUUUUGACUGCGGUGGCGAGACUAGCCUCUGAAAAAAGCAGACAGCUACGACAAAUGCUCACUCUCUUCUUGGCGAAUCUGGUGCGGAAACGUGUAGAUGGAACGACAAAACGGCAGUUGCUCGAUUUGAUGCUGCACUAUCCUAAGAAAGUGCCGAAAAUCGUACCUGCAAUGGCAGAAGUCUUGGGUCUGUUUGCAGUCGACGUAGGAACUGCGGGAUUGGCCCUGCGAAAUAUGGCCACGUUUUUGGAUGCGACACCCUCUAUGGCCGUGUCAGCCUUGUCGUCAUCCUCGUCCUCUUCAUCGUCAACUGCAGCCUACUUCACUUCAAAAGUCCAGUACAGUGUGUGUCUCGGCUUCCA
Amoebophrya sp. A25 is the source of this 395-nucleotide messenger RNA. Lineage: Eukaryota; Dinophyceae; Syndiniales; Amoebophryaceae. The record is from the annotation of a GenBank genome assembly.